This is a messenger RNA of Phialemonium atrogriseum, 1886 nucleotides long. RefSeq names its product AMP-dependent synthetase/ligase. The transcript is spliced from 2 exons. The coding region runs from base 1 to 1740 and encodes 579 amino acids. Gene Ontology annotation, molecular function: medium-chain fatty acid-CoA ligase activity. Gene Ontology annotation, biological process: fatty acid metabolic process. NCBI's taxonomy places the organism in Eukaryota, Fungi, Ascomycota, Sordariomycetes, Cephalothecales, Cephalothecaceae. The record is from RefSeq and is a predicted model, not a curated record.
AUGGGAUCGGUGGUAGACACGCUCGCCGAACACGAUGGCGGACCGCCAGGCCCUCGUGGUGAUUCGGUGUGGUCGAUCCUGCAGCGCGGUAUCGACGAGGGUCCAGACCGGGUAGCACUGGUCACCAUGCACCAAUCGCCCGAUCACCUCGCGCAGCUUGUGGGACCAGGGGGCGCGUCGCCGUCCGGGGAAACUCUCACCUGGACAUAUGCUCAGUUGCGGCGAGGGGCCGCCCGGCUUGGCUCGGUCCUCGACGGACAUGAUAUACCGCCGGGAUCUACCGUCCUCGCUUUCCUCCCCAGCAGUGCCGAGUGGGCCCUGACGGUGUGGACCGCGGCGUUGAAGUGCUACACGCUCGUCACCUUGAACUCAGAAGUUGUGCAACCGGCUCGGAAGGAGGAACUGCGCUUCCACAUCGAGAAGCUGGCACCAUCCGUCGUUUCCCUAGAGGACGAAGCGGGAGCCAAAGCCGUAGACGGCAUCAGAAGCACGAAUGACGCCCCCUUCUUGGGCAUCUGCCUCGGAACCCUCACCGAGCCACGCCCAAAGUGGACUACCAUGGCCAACAUCGCGCAGACACCCUUCACCGACAGCCAGAGCACCGCCAACCCCGCCGCGGACGACCCAGAUCGCAUCACCACCAUCGUCUUCACGAGCGGCACGUCGACCGGCUCGCCGAAGGGCUGCCCCUGGACGGUGAAGAACCUGCUAGCCGGAACCGCCAGCAGCAGCCGCGGCCGAGCCGGGACGCCGCCGGCCGUCGGGGUCAUCCACUCGGCCAACUCCCGGGCGCUGGCCACGGCCAUGUCGGCGACGCUCUGGCACGGCGGCGGCGUGGUCGUCGUGCCGGGCCCGCGGUUCGCGCCGCGGACGUCGCUGAGGGCCAUCGAGGCCCACCGCGCCGCGACCGUCGGGGUCCUGCCGGUGCAUGCGCGUAUGAUGGGCCGGCGGGAGGCUGGGCACGCCCCGGGGGCGGUCGCGUCGCUUAAGAGGGUGUUUCUUAGCGGGGAGGUCGUCACGGCGUGGAUGCUGGGGGAGACCAGGCGGGUGUUUCCCGGUGCAUCUGUGUACCCUUCGCAUGGGAUGUCGGAGGGGUUGGGAUUGUUUGGGUGGCCGCUGGGCUUGCCGGAUCCGGUACCGGAGUUUGGGGGGGUCAUCUCGUCUGGGUUGGUGAUGCCUGGCACGAAGGUUCGGAUCGUUGGCGAAGACGGCCGCGUUGUGAAGAGGUCCGAGCUGGGGGACCUGCAUGUCAGCAGCGAUUCUGUCAUUGAUGGGUAUUUCGAUGGGGUCAGCCCGGACGCGUUUUACGAGGAUGAACGGGGCAGGUGGUACAGGACGGGCGAUAUUGGAGUGCUCGACGGAGAGGGCCGCAUCUACAUUCUCGGGCGGAGUGGCGAUGUCAUCGUGAGGGCUGGGAACAAGAUCGUGCCUGCACUUGUUGAGGCUUGUAUAGGCAAGCACUUGGAUAUUAUGGCCCAGGUCAUAGGUAUUCCCGAUCCAGCCUCGGGGGAUUUACCGAUUGCGGUUGUCGAGGAGCUGCCCGAAGAUGCUACACCGGCCGAUGUGGACGAGGUCGUUGUCAGAUCCCUGGGCCCAAACUACAGUCUUGGUGGUGUCAUUUGCCUCGCUCAGCUCGGGAUGGCGACUUGGCCACUCACUGGUUCAUUCAAGACCUCAAAGGCUGACCUGAGGCGUGCGGCUAUCGAAUACAUGUCAGGGGAAGCUGCUUUCGUUGGAUAGAAAAAAGAAACUUGAUUGGUUUCUCGCACUCGUAGCUAGGGAGACGUCUAGCUGGAAGAUCAAUUAAAGUCUACUCGCCCCGUUUCGGCUUCAUCCAUGCAGUGCUGUCGUUGAUAAUGUCGGACAAUCCUUCGCCGUCGAUUGUC